Molecule: messenger RNA, 378 nt
Organism: Racocetra persica
Lineage: Eukaryota; Fungi; Glomeromycota; Glomeromycetes; Diversisporales; Gigasporaceae
Source: the annotation of a GenBank genome assembly
CAACCACAUUUUCGAGAAAUGAGAAUGAACCUAGUAGUAGUGAUCGUUUAAACAGUGGGCAAAGUAUAGUUAAAAGAUUUUUGCUAAAAAGUAUAAUUCAAAAUCUCAUGAAAAGUGAAGAGACGAAGACCAUUAAUCAAAUAGAAAAAGAGCUUAAACUUGCUAAGGAAAAGAUUUCCGAGGAUGAUUUAGAUUUAGAUAUUGUAGAAAUAGAUUUACCUCCUAUUAAAGACAAAAAACGGAAGAAAGUUCUUGAGGCUAUUCACAACAUUUUUCAAGCUAAAAGGGUUGAUGAUGAACUGUUCAUCAAAUUUAAUGGUAGAAUGAAAGAAGAAAUACAUUUCGCAUUGAAUGUUUCGCUUCGUCAACAACUUCCAG